Messenger RNA from Chaetomium globosum CBS 148.51, 1296 nucleotides. RefSeq lists its product as uncharacterized. Gene Ontology annotation, molecular function: hydrolase activity, acting on ester bonds. NCBI's taxonomy places the organism in Eukaryota, Fungi, Ascomycota, Sordariomycetes, Sordariales, Chaetomiaceae. The transcript is spliced from 4 exons. The coding region runs from base 1 to 1296 and encodes 431 amino acids. The record is from RefSeq and is a predicted model, not a curated record.
AUGGCUUCCCUCGGGAACUGGUCGUUCAACCCCUUGCCGGCGUUUGCGCCGACCGUCUUCCCCAACAUCGCCAUGUGGGAUGUCAACAACACGGCCAAGAACCUUAGCUACCAAGUGCAGAUCUCCUGGCCCUUCGAAUGGGAAUCCCGCGAGGUAACUGAUAAGUCAGCCCUGACCCUCUACAUUCUCGACGGCAACGCGCUGGGCACGACCGCCGCCGAAGCCAUCAAGCGGCGCAAACUGAUCUACGCCGACCAGCCCGACGCGGUCGUCGUCAGCGUGGGCUACCCGCUCACCAACGCCGUCUACGACGUGGCCCGCCGCAACGCCGACUUCACCCCACCCCUGCCCCCCGCGGCACCUUCGACGGGGGGGCCGGAGCCGGCGGGUAACGGGCGCGCGGAUGAGUUUUUGGCGUUCUUGAGCGGCGUGCUGCGGCCGUGGGUGAGGGGGACGGUGUUUCCUGGCGUGGGGUUUAAGAGGGAUGCGUUGUAUGGGCAUUCGUUGGGCGGGUUGUUUGUGGUGUAUGCGCUGGUGAGUGAGCCGGCGGCGUUUGAUACGUUUGUGGCGGCGAGUCCGGGCGUGGGGUGGAAUGAUGGGGCGUUGUUGGAGGAGAUUACGCAGAGGUUUGGGGAUGGUUUGGGGGGUGGUGAGCAGUUCUCUGCUCGGAGGCGUGCCGAGACGGAGGAGAAUUUCCAGGCGCGUAAGGCUCUGUACCGAUGGGACCACAUGACGGAGUGGAGUCAUGCGCUGUACGACCGUGUCCGCUCGGGCAAUGGGGUGUCGGAGGUGGUCUUGAGGGAGUAUGAUGGGCAGGACUAUUCUGGGUGGGCGGGGACCGUGUUGACGGAGGCGAUUGAGUACUUCUUUGAAUGGGAUGACACCAACCUUCUAGUAUUUGGUCGAAACCCCGAAGCCAAUGUCCGGCAACUAGAGGCGGCGUGGGAAACGUGUAUACGAUGGGCGGACAGUCGGGGGAUGAAGUUCGCCCCGGAAAAGAGCGAACUGAUCCAUUUCAACAAAGGGCGACGGCAGUGGACCGAACAAGUAAACCUUACCAACCCAGGGGGAGGCACCAGCCCCGUUAAACCAGAAGGGUCUGCCAGGUUCCCUGAGGAGUCCUGGUUGGACUGGAAAACCUCAACUGGAAGGCCCACCCUGGUGGCGAGUGGAAAAGAAGCUGAGGAACCCAGAGCUAUGCCCUGUCGAGGAUCGUGGCCAAAGACAUGGGGAAAUGGGGCUAGCCCAAAGCGCGAGAAGUGUACACAAAGUGCCAUCCGGUCGGCGCUGGCCUGA